Molecule: messenger RNA, 336 nt
Organism: Staurois parvus
Lineage: Eukaryota; Metazoa; Chordata; Amphibia; Anura; Ranidae
Source: the annotation of a GenBank genome assembly
AGGUCAGUGAUGUAGUACGGGGCAGUAUAGUGGACGGCUUUGUACGUCAGUGUUAGGAUUUUGAAUUUGAUCCGUUGUGCAAUCGGAAGCCAGUGGAGGGAUUGGCAGAGGGGGGUGGAGGCCAGUGGAGGGAUUGGCAGAGGGGGAUGGAGGACACUGAGUGGAGGCCAGUGGAGGGAUUGGCAGAGGGGGGUGGCGGAGAUGGAGCGGCAGGCCAGUGAGGAGGGAGUUGCAGUAGUCGAGUCGUGGAGUCUGCAUGUUGCGGAGGUGGAGUCUGCAUGUUGCGGAGGUGGAGUCUGCACGAGUUUGUUAGUGAUUGGACUUGGGGCUGGAAGG